Daphnia pulex (common water flea) is the source of this 3717-nucleotide messenger RNA. RefSeq lists its product as uncharacterized. Gene Ontology annotation, molecular function: DNA-binding transcription factor activity, RNA polymerase II-specific. NCBI's taxonomy places the organism in Eukaryota, Metazoa, Arthropoda, Branchiopoda, Diplostraca, Daphniidae. Gene Ontology annotation, biological process: regulation of transcription by RNA polymerase II. The coding region runs from base 585 to 3662 and encodes 1025 amino acids. Gene Ontology annotation, cellular component: nucleus. The transcript is spliced from 4 exons. The record is from RefSeq and is a predicted model, not a curated record.
UAUAUUGACAAUGUUUGAUUUACUCGAAAAGAUUCGGGUUCAGGCCUUUCAAAAUUGUAAACAUCGUCAUGUCGACUUUGUUUUAUUAGCAAACAUCCGAGUAGUGAGAUAAUCCAGUCUUUUGUGGUAAAGCCGCAUAAAGAUGGUUAACGGUAAUUCUUAAUGAAGAGGGUGGGAAAAGAAGACAGCUCUUAACGUUUUAUCCCUUUGUUAACUUAAAAUUUGAAUGCAACGUUUUAAUUAUCACGAUUCUAUGAGAAAUGAAUAAACGAAAAAUUUAAAUCAAAUUAUGCUGCAUUUAUUUUAUUGUGAUUUUGAAAAAAAAAAAUAGUUUCCGGUUUGAUCCGCCAGAAGUCAGCUGAUUGACAAAGAUAAUUGGAUUCACGUCUAGCAGACAAAUAUACCAACAGCCGAGACAAUUUAGUUGUUGGCGCGGACUGCCUGCUGGGUUUCACACGAGUUGUAAUUAAAAUUAAUGAAAUUUUACUUGCUCUCCAUCACAUUUCGUCAUCAAGCAAGUAAAAAAUUUAAGUUGUGUGAAUAUCAAAUUGUAAUGCCAUUGUAUCCUUGAUAUUUGUAGCAAAAUGUUGAUAUCUCCUUCACGACGAUUUGUUCUGGAAAAGCUGGCCUAUUAUUAUCCAUUUCGUAGCAAUCGAGUUCGAAAUGUAGUGAAAGAUUAUAGUUGUGGGUCUGGCGACUCUAACAUAUACUCAGUAAAGAUUCUCUUUCUGGGAUGUGGUGACCUAAUGGACACUCUUCUUGCAUCAACUGCUGAGAAUAUCCAGCAGUUUCAAAUCCAUUUAAAUGACAUGAAUCCAUCAAUUGUGGCUCGUAAUAUCGUGAUGCUGAAAAUCAUAUCAGCACGUGAUUUCAACCCUGAAAAAGAUGAAGAUUUGAAUUUCUUGUGGGACAUUUGGUACAAUGCUACCUGGCCAGAAAUUACACGGAAGAGGUUUUUGGGUGUCCUAAAGGAUUUGGUGAAUGAAAAGUUACCACAAAAUGUCAUCAUUCCUGAAGGCAGCCAUCUUCAAAGUGUGAAAAAAAUUUGGUCAGCAUGGCGUAAAUCCAUUUCAGAAAACCACUUUGAAUCCACAACUUUAUUUUCAAAUAUGCUACUUAAAAGGAUUCUAUUCAUGUGGGUAGGAUGGUGCAUUAGGUUCCCUGAUGAUUUUGUUAAGGAAAUUACAUCGCUAAAUGGCGAUUCUUUUACUGCAGCAUUAAAUGGACUCGUUGAAGAAGUGGAAAAUCAUAUCGGAAUUGAAGAAUUGACGGAUCAAUCGAGACAGAAGAUACGAGACGAAAUUUGGCUACAUUUUGAAAACGGAAAUUGCAGAGUAAAAGAAACCUACGACGUGUGCGUCAAUCCAACAAUGCUCAACCCAACAGACCAGAGUUGGCAAGUCUUUCACAGUCCCUUCAACAGCUACCUUCCACUUGAUAAAGAAGAACUGUCGUCGUCCAGAACUUGGAUUUUAAUUCGGUCGUGUCAGAAAAUACUCAAGAACCUUGUAUGUUCUUACCGGACUCGUUUGCAAGACAUCAACGUCGUAUUUAACCUGAAGGACGCCCUGGAAUUCUGCUACUCCAACCCAAACAAGUUUGACAUCAUUCACUGUUCCAAUCUCGGCGAUCAACUGGGUCUAGUCAACGUUAUCAACGCAUGCAGUGAAAGAUUGGCAGAAGACCCUCGAGCAAUGUUAUUCACUGAAACCUUGAACUGGUCAAACUUGUCAUCUUCUGUCGAAGAAUACGUCGAAAAAGCCCUUUUUGCCCCAUUGAGCAUGAUCCCUACCAUCUAUGGAUUGCGACUGGUCGAUCGCGUCGAAUUAGGAGCUUCCGCACUCGUCAAUCUGCGGUGUAAAAUUGCUCUUCCGGUUCAUCUUUCCUGGAAAAAGGUCCCUCCGUUUAAGAACUCUACACCGACUUCCUCGCUGGAAAUGGAUCGCUUUUUGAAUCAACUAGCAGAAAGAUGCUUUGAUAUUUCAUUUCCACGUAAAUUGGACGGGACUGAUGAAUGUGGAAUGUUAUGCUACACCCCUCUAACAUUUGACUACGUAGUGAAUUCUUUGAUUAAUCGCGUCGGUGGAGGAGACUGCUGGAUGAACGAUGAACGUAAAUGUGGCGGUUGGAGCAGCAAUUUGUUUGACCUGACAAAACGAACAGCAAGAGCUUGGAAGAAAGGUCAACCGAUUCUGAAUCUAACAGCCAAAAUUCAAACCUGCUUACACAAUACUCUCGAUGAGACAGCAACGCUCCGUUUAGUUCUUGUUCCGUGUGCCACAUUGCAUGAAUCCAUUUGCAAAGGGAAGGUGGUUGUCUCUGGCCCAGGAAUCCAUAUAAUUGACAACUUCAAAAUCGAAACGAAGAAAGUUCCUGAUGGAAGUGAAAUAAUUAUCGUUUCCUUCCUGUUGGUUGCUGACCACGGCCUUGAAAAUACUCACCUUGCAUUACUGAUGAACCUCGUAGAUGGAACGGCCUCUUACGUCUUCAAACCUCUUAGAUCCAUGCGAUCAGCAAAAUUUCGUCAACCGCAUCCGUUUUCAUCCAGACGACCCGAGAAACCUCCAUUCGAUCCUCCCGGCCAACUUCAAAUGGUAGUCUUCAGUUGCACCGAAUCCGUGAAUGACUACCAGCUGAAAAUAAGUAUUCCCUGUGGUGAUACUGUAUCGGGUGUGAAUGUUUCGGCCAAUCAAAGAAAGUGUUACGCGUCUGCUCAUGACAUCAUCAUUACACCGGAUCAACCAAGCAACAUCGAACCUUUAACCCUGUCAUUUCCCUAUCCGAUCCUUGUCAAGGAGAUCGUCGCUCUCCACACGGAAGCUCGCUUGAUCAGUGUAGUGUUGAAGAAGGCUUUACUGGAACCGUGGCCACAGGAAUUUGAAGUGGAGGAAACUAAAUGGAAUCCUGACCAAUUGCAGCCUUGGGAAGAAACAAAAGCGCGAGUUAGUCGACAAAAACGUUCGAUCGGCAUUCCGUCGUUAUCUGCUUCCUGCUUGGCCGUCCAUGUUGCUUGCCAGUUUAAUUUGCAUCAACUACCGAAACCUUCCAAGAUGGAGAAAUCUGAUUUGAAUGCAGUCCGUGACAUAAUCAAAAUUUUAUUUCAAAAUUUCGUUGGUGACAAGCCGCCCAGGAUCAGUUACGUCCACAUUCUCCUGGAUGGCUCAACAGAAGUGCAUUCCGACUGGUACCUCAAAAUUCAUCACCCCGUUCUCACCUCACCACAAGGCAGUCCGAUGUUGUUGGUGUCAGCAUUUGACAGCAGUAAAUUCUUUGAAGCCAAGAAAACGGAAGAGAAUACUAAGGAACUCUGUGUUAAAAACGAUUUCUUUCGAGUUUUCCCCUCGUGGGAAUCUGAUGAGAAAUUGACAAUUAAAGCGGAUAGUAUGGAAUUGUUGAAGCUGUUGCGAUUUGUUUUGAGAAGCAAUUCGACCAAAAUCAAGCCCACCACUUGGCAGAAAAACCAUCUUCCUUUAGAGGAGAAUAGCCCUUGGCUGGCCACGUUUAUUUCGCCCCUCUACCUUGAUGCUCCUCUAGACAAGAAGAAAGUUAAGCCAAACCUUUUCUUUUCGUUAAUUAAACUCGUUAUCUUUAUAGUUAUCAUUUGUGCGGUAUUGUACGCCAUUGGCUGUAUGUUUUUGAAUGUCCUAAGCUACGUUUUCUAAAUUUCUUUUUUAUGACCCACUACACAGAACUGCAAUAUAUUCUCUAUUGAGCUGA